AUGGCUGGAAUGCAGUCGGAGCUCCAGAACCAGCCGGUGAUAUUCUCCAUACUGCUCCCUGCCCAGAAUGAUGGGAUGUACCCAGUAGCGACGCUGCCUCCUCUUCCUCCGCAACCAGUUGCCCUCAAGCAGUUUGAGCCCAUUUCUCUGUCCUCCCUAUCUGCUGCAGUCAGACAUCUGAAGCCCUCCAACUGCCCCUCUGACUGUCUACCCUCCCGCCUAUUCAAAGAUGCUACUGUCUUUGACUCGGUUGCCCCCUUCCUCCUACUUCUGGUCAACAGCAUCCUGUCCUCUGGCUGUGUCCCAGGUGCCUUCAAGCAUGCUGUGGUGCAGCCAUUACUAAAGAAACCUAACCUGGACCCCUCUACUCUCUCAAACUUCAGGCCAAUCUCCAAAUUACCCUUCCUGUCUAAAGUCCUUGAGCGAGAAGUUUAUGUCCAGCUGCAAUCAUUUCUUACCAAUAACAACAUCUUUGAGAAAUUCCAGUCCGGCUUCAGAACAGCCCACAGCACAGAGACUGCUCUCCUGAGAGUGCUAAAUGACCUGCUCCUAGCCGCUGACUCAGGUAGCCCUGUGAUCCUGGUGCUGCUAGACCUGACAGCAGCCUUUGACACCGUGGAUCAUGGGAUCCUGCUGUCUCAGCUGGAACAUCGUGUAGGCAUCAAAGACACGGCCCUGAAUUUCUUUCAGUCCUAUCUGGCUGACAGGACCUUCUCUGUUCAACUUGGAGAUUGCAUCUCUUCUGUUGCCCCCCUCACCUGUGGGGUCCCUCAAGGCUCUAUACUAGGUCCCAUCUUAUUUCUUCUUUACAUCUUACCCUUAGGGGAAAUCCUGGCAAGACACAACAUCUCUUACCAUUGCUUUGCCGAUGACGUCCUGCUGUAUCUCCCCCUAAAGGCCAAUGGGCAGGCUGCGCUCCAUUCACUGCUUGACUGUCUGGCGGACAUCAAGGCAUGGAUGGGUGCAAACUUCCUCAACUUAAACGAGAACAAGACCGAGAUAAUUGUCUUUGGCAAAACCUCUCCGGCAUUCUCCACCGAUGCCCUGGGCCCUCUCGCCUCCAACAUCAGGCCCUCUGUCAGAAAUCUGGGGGUGAUCUUUGACAGUGCCUUCAAGUUCGAGCAGCAGGUCAGUGCAGUGGUUAGGAAAAGCUUUUUCCACCUACGAACCCUAGCCAAGACCAAAGCCUACCUGCCCCGCAGUGCUCUGGAGAGAGUUAUCCAUGCAUUCAUCACUUCACAACUGGACUACUGCAAUGCUCUUUACACCGGCAUUGACCAAUCUCAACUCCGCCGCCUACAGUUAGUGCAGAACUCAGCUGCUCGACUACUCACCUGUACAAAAAAGCGUGAACAUAUCACCCCGGUCCUUGCAUCACUCCACUGGCUACCCAUCCGCUACCGCAUAGACUUCAAACUCCUACUGACUGUAUUUAAAUCCCUCCAUGGUCUGGCCCCCACUUACCUUUCUGAUCUCCUCCAUCACCACAUCCCCUCCAGAGCACUGCGGUCAGCUGACCAGCUGCUUCUGGAAGUGCCCAGGACCAGGUUAAAAACUAAGGGGGACAGAGCAUUUGCAGUUGCAGCCCCUAGUCUCUGGAACUGCCUCCCCUUCCACAUCCGUGCGGCCCAGUCCUACUACGAGCUGCUCCUAUUGGCUGCAGCCCACGGCGACCGCGGGACCUACACCUGCCGCGCCCAGGAGUUCCGCCUCCACAAGGACCGCUGGAGAGCACACACCAACAGCUCCGCCUCCACUGAGCUCAGAGAGACAGAGACUGAGGAAGAGGACCAUGAAUAUACAGACCUGCUAAAGAGAGCGAGGUUACGACAGGAGACAUGGCGCCGGGAUGAACUGGCCCGACUCAAAAUUGAGUUGGAGAGCCAAAGCAGGGUCCAGCAACCUGUCCAGGCAACCCAGGACCCUCCUAAUGACAAGGCAUCUAGAGGGGACAGUGUGGAGAUAGAUGUGGAGAAGGAGAGAGCACUGGAACAGGAGAGAAAGCAGGAGGAGAGAGUGACCCGUCUGAUGGAGAUCAGACGGCAAAAUCUGCAGUGGAGAUUUCAGGCAGAGAAGCUCCGUAAGGAACUGGCUGCUGUUACGGUCCUUGAAAUCAGGACGGGCAUAGUCUUGAUCAGUCAGGGUGUCAAUGGGACCUCCAAUUAUGUCAUCUGGAAGGGCCUUCGUAAUAUCAUCUCCAACCGCAAGGGUGUGAUGACUACCCUGCAUGAGGGACAGGACCUGCUGGUCCCUUUCAGGCCUCAAGUGAUCAGGCAAGAGCACGUCCGCAAUUUCCUCCGAGUAGGAAAUAGGGAUUUUAUGAGCAUCCUCAAGGAUGUGAAUGCAAACAUGGUGCACGUUGAGGAGAAGGGCGUGCCAGCACUCAUCCUAAAGAGGAGCUCCGACCUGAUGUUUGCUCCAGGUGCACAAGAACCUGCAUCCUGCAGCAAUAAGUUCUUGGUGAAGUCGGGAACACCUGACAAAAUUCUCCAGUUCCUGCUCUUCUCAAUGACCCUGAACACUCCAGAUGACCAGAUGGAUCCAUUUGUGUGCAGUUUCCUGCUCACAUAUCAUGUAUUCAUGACAUCUGAAGAGUUAGGUCACACUUCCUUAACGUUUCGUUUCACUCUCAAUUCUGAGCAAUCAGUGGACACUGGGCUGGUGCAGGUCAAAGAGAGAGUAGUGACGCUGGUCCUCCAGUGGGUGGCACUGUAUGGCCUUCUCCUGCUGGACAACCCUGCAGUGGUUCUCUUCUUCGAGAAGCUGUCAAGACAGGUGAAGGGCUAUGCACAUCUCCGCACGCUGAGAGAUUACCCUGAGAUCAGGGCAAUGAGACCCAUUUUGAUGAACAAUGGACAAUGGAUGAAGAAUCAGCCCUCAAAUAGGGACGUCAUGGCAGCCGUGAAAGCCCCAGCAGGAGACAGCUUGCUAGUGAGAGUGCAGUCCUCUGGAGCGAGGGAGCAGCUCAAGCUGGAUGCCAGGGCCGUCUCCUUUCUGAGCAUCGAUGAGAAGCUGUUCCUCUGCUCUGCCAGCCAGGCUGCUGAGCUGGUACAGCUCGGCCGAAAGGCAAACACAAACGCAGUGGAGAACAUGAGUGCCAAGGCCUUGGCAGUCCAGCUCACCAGCUAUGACUGGGAGCUCUUCAAUGCCAUGCAUGAGACGGAGCUACUCUAUUACGUGUUGGGGUCAAAACUAUUCCCCAACAGCCUAACAGCUAACUUGGAGAGCUUCAUACGCCGCUUCAAUGUGGUGGUGUACUGGGUGGCCACAGAACUCUGUCUGUGUGCAGAGCUCUCCAAGCGAGCUCAGCUGAUGAGGAAGUUCAUCCAGAUGGCCUCCAUGUGA
Molecule: messenger RNA, 3345 nt
Organism: Sardina pilchardus (European sardine)
Lineage: Eukaryota; Metazoa; Chordata; Actinopteri; Clupeiformes; Clupeidae
Exons: 17
Coding region: 1-3345 (1114 amino acids)
Biological process (GO): small GTPase-mediated signal transduction
Molecular function (GO): guanyl-nucleotide exchange factor activity
Source: RefSeq, a predicted model, not a curated record